AUGACUUGGCGGCCAGACGAGUUUAUUCUGAGUCAGGACUACCAAACUUACAAAGAGGAGCUUCGGUCACUGAUUUUCAAUACCGCUCAAUCGGUAGCACCGACUCGUGAGGGUAGUCCAGUUGAUGAAUUCAACCUCACUGAUGAACGCCACCUUGGCAACCUGCAGAGUCGCAAGGAGACUGUCAAGAUCUUGGCUGUUGGGAAAAGGAUGGCAUAUUUGAAGAAUUAUGUUGAACAAGUCGCCCCAUGGCUUGACAUGUUUGACGGCGAUCGCGUCUUUGGAAUGCAGAUCUCCUCACUGGCCCAGACGUCUCCGCCACUCCUGUACGCGAUCCUAGCCCUAUCUGCGAGGCAGAUUGAGUGCAAAGAGAAACGGAAGAACUCCUUCGACAGUCUCGAACUGUAUCAGGAAGCCAUCAAGUCACUUGCUCCAUUGCUGACUGAUCGCGAUGUCAAGAUCAUUCCAAUAUGCGUCAUAUUAUGCUGUCUGGAGAUGAUGUCGGCUAGUGCUCAAGAUUGGCGGCGUCAUCUGGAGGGCUGUGCUGCGCUGUUCACUACGUUCGGUGUACACGGCUUUAGUGGUGGGAUGCUCCAAGCCGUCUUCUGGUGUUACACGAGAAUGGACGUUUGCGGCGCAUUGAUUUCAGACGGCACACAAAGUACGUUGCUCGAUCCUGCAAAAUGGCUUCCGGCUGGCACAGAAGCUUACGAGGCGCGUGCACAAUUCAGAGCAUCUCAAAGCCUCGAUAUGCACGCCAACUAUGCAGUCUGGCUCUGCGCUAAGACUUGCGAGCUGAUUGCAGAUCGGACUCGGUACGUUGAGCUAGGCGAACCAAACGGUUGCGACGGAGAGAAAUACUCAAACAGGUGGGCCGCUCUUUGGGAUGAGCUCCAGAGCUGGCUUAGCAGCAGUCCGAGAGAGUUCAAUCCUGUCAAGACGGUAGACACGAAACCUUUCCCCCAUAUCCUCUUCGUCCACUGGGCUGCUAUAUCAUCUACUCAGUUGCACCAUACUGCUUGCAUUUUGAUGCUGAGCUCAAUGCCGAAACCGCUGAAGCUUAGUAUGAACCUGGGCACAACUGGUUCCACACUGUGGCACGCUAAGCGUAUAUGCGGUAUCACACUUGCAAACCCUCAUCAAGGUUGCAUCAAUAACGCGAUACAGCCGCUUUGGCUUGCUGGCAGACUGCUAAGCCACAGAUCAGAGCACGAGAUUGUCGUCAAGCUUAUAUGGAAUAUCGAGGCGACGACCGGUUGGGCUUCGUGCUGGCGAAUUCCAGAUCUAGAGUCAGCUUGGGGAUAUAAGGUCAAGAGAAACGGCGUGGCAAGAGUACCAGGUUGA
Molecule: messenger RNA, 1344 nt
Organism: Truncatella angustata
Lineage: Eukaryota; Fungi; Ascomycota; Sordariomycetes; Amphisphaeriales; Sporocadaceae
Exons: 2
Coding region: 1-1344 (447 amino acids)
Biological process (GO): positive regulation of transcription by RNA polymerase II
Cellular component (GO): nucleus
Molecular function (GO): DNA-binding transcription factor activity; transcription cis-regulatory region binding
Source: RefSeq, a predicted model, not a curated record